UUCUUCACAAGUCACUUCCUUGUUUUCCUGACUGAUUCUCUCUGCCUGUUUCUCCUCAGACUGACGAUGGCUGAAGCCCAGCUGUGUGGAUUACAAGACGAGGUCACCUGCUCUGUGUGUCUGGACACCCUGAGUGACCCCGUCUCAAUCCCCUGUGGUCACAAUUUCUGUUUGAAGUGCCUCACGGACUACUGGGAUCACAGCCAAGUGUGCAGCUGUCCUCAGUGCAGACACACCUUCACCACAAGGCCUGAGCUGAACAGAAACCCUCUGCUGAAUGAAGUUGUUAAGAAAUUAAAGAAGAUGGGACUCACUCCUUCUCCACCUCAGUCUCACAAUUAUGCUGGCCCUGGAGAUGUGGAGUGUGACGCUUGUACUGGGAAGAAGUUCAGAGCGGUGAAGUCCUGUCUAACCUGUAUGGCCUCCUUCUGUCAACCUCACCUGCAGCCUCACUGUGAAAUAGCAGCCUGGAAGGGUCACAAGCUGGUUGAUCCUGAUGGAAAUCUGAAGGAGAAGCUCUGUGUGAAACAUCAGAAAAGUCUGGAAAUAUUUUGCAGAACUGAUGAGAUGUGUAUCUGCAUGAUGUGUGUGGUGACUGGACAUAAAGGUCAUGAAAUGGUUGAUCUGGAGACGGAAAGAGAAGAAAAAGAGAAACAACUGGGGGUGACACUGAGUGAAAUCAGGAGGAGACUUGAGGAGAGAGAGAAGAAACUGAAGGAGACGAGGAGGGUGAUGGAGCAGAUGAAGGCCUCUUUGGAAAGAGAAUUAGAGGAAAAUGAGAAGAGCUUCACUGAUCUGAUCCACUACAUUGAAGAAGCUCAGAAGAAACUGGUUGAGAGGAUCAGAGAACAAGAAAAGAGAGAAAUAGAGAAGGCUGAAGGAGUCAUGGAGCGACUAGAGAAGGAGAUUGAGGAGCUAAAGAAGAGAGACGCUGAGCUGAAGGAGCUUUCAGACACCAAGGACAACGUCCACUUCCUGCAGACCUUCUCAUCUCGCUGUGUCCUUCCUGCUCAUGGAGACUCGCUCAGCUUCACUGUCAUUGCUGGUUUCUCUUUUGAGGACCUGAGAAAGGAGCUGUCAGGUCUGAAAAUGAGUCUGGAGAAGAUCAGCCAGUGGGACAUCAAGACAUGGACUCCAUCAGGUCACGAAGCUCCACUUGUCACCCUACAGUCUCCUGAACCUCAGAACAGAGACGAGUUUUUACAAUACUUCUGUCCACUCACACUGGACAUCAACACGGCACACAGACUCCUCCAUCUGUCUGAAGGGAACCAGAAGGUGACAAGUGAGAGGACAAAGGCUGAAUAUCCUGAUCAUCCUGACAGAUUUGACUACUGGGAACAAGUUGUGUGCAGAGAGGCUCUGACUGGGACUCGCUGUUACUGGGAGGUGGAGUGCACUGGAGAAAGUCUGAGGAUAGGAGUCGCAUAUAAAGGACUGAGCAGGAAAGGAAACAACAGGGAGUGCCUCUUUGGAAACAAUGACACGUCUUGGGGUUUAGCCUGGUGUAAUUCUAGGUACUCUGUGCAUCACAAUAACAAGGAGACUGCACUCAGCGCCCCCUACAGCCCCAGAAUAGGUGUGUAUCUGGACUGGCCUACUGGCUCUCUGUCAUUUUAUAGCGUCUCACACACAAUGACCCUCCUGCACAGGUUCAACACCUCCUUCACUGAGCCCCCCUAUCCAGGGUUUGGGGUUGGUACUGACUGCAGUGUGACAAUCUGCCAUCUGACACCAUCUGACCACUGACCUGGGGCCUCAUGUAUAAACAGUGCAUAUGCACAAAAAUGUUGCAUAAGUCCGUUUCCACGCUUAAAUCGCGAUGUAUAAAACCUAAACAUUUCCACGGUAGCUCCAACCCUGGCGUAUGCAAGUUCUCCGCACGGUUUUGCAGACGUGCAGCACCCAGCAUCAAAGCAGUGCUACUGUUCCUGUGUGGUUACCCUUUCAUUUUUAGAUCCACAUCCCUGACGCGGCUUUAUCAAAUACACUGAAACUAAUCGCAUAUUGUUUAUUAGUUUAAUGCAUCUGAUUGUAAUAAACCUGUAACAAUAUAAUGGUCAACAGAAUGGCCAAACUAUUCCAAAUACCAUAACUGCUUUAGCGUUGUUACUCUCACUACAUCUUCUUUUUCUUCUUUCAGCUGCUCCCGUUAGGGGUUGCCACAGCAGAUCAUCUUUUUCCAUAUUACUCUCACUGCACCACUCAGAGAAUUUAUAUCACUGUAUCUGAGUGUGAAUCACAGCUCUACAGCAGCUGAUCGGAAAGAGAAUUAUCGGUAUACAGCAUCAAGCACACGCUGCCUCAGCCAUGGUAUCUAUUGAACAGCUCUCUUACGACAAACGCUUCAGAGCCUUUCCUGUACGGACCUCGCAGUUCACAAACAGUUUCAUCCCAAGAACUCUAAACAUCUCAAUCAGUCCAUCAAGUGCUCCUUGUAGAACUGUUUGUACUUAUAAGUACAAUCACCUCAAUGUAAACUUGCGAUACAGUUAUAAUAUUGCACAACCUGAGCCACUUUAUAAAGCGCGUAUUUACAUAUGAUGACAAUAUCAUUUUUAAGAUGAAAUGCAGCAAAAUAUGUUUAUUUUAUUAUACAGAUAAAACUUUAACUUCAUUUAAAUAAUUUAUAUUGUUAAUAAUUAAACAUGUGAGGACACGGUGCCACAGCGCUAGCGAGUAGCUGGCGCUCCUUUCACGUAUAGUUUCUGCCUUGCGCUGUAUUCCUGCUGGGGCUGGCACGACACUGGAUGGAUAGAAUAAUUAAACAUGUACUACGAAGAUAUUUCAAUAUUCCUUAAAGGUUUUGAAGAAUCGCCGUUCUAAGCUUACAGAUGGCUUAACGUCUAUUACAGAGCUGAUUGUGUGGCGAUUGGUUACUUGGAGAAAGAAAAGGAAGCACUGGAAUUGGAGGUUAGUACGUUUGAAAGAGACAGUACUGCUGCAAUAAAUUAUUUUAUCGAAGGUCAUGCACGGCGCAACAAGCAUCUUGCGGGGGGCAGGAACAAUCACUGUGCCACCAUGUUCCCAUGUUUAAUGACAUGCUUUAAUUCCUAUUAUCAUGUAAAUGAUAUCACAUAUACAUCUCAGUAUUUAAAUUAUUCAGAGAGCUGUAAUAUUAUGAAUGUAAUGAACUCUGUGUCCUGUCGGAGUAAGAGAAAGCCCGUUUAAGAAGCACGUAGUGAUUCACACACAUAGAGCACAUAGAAGAUCAAAUACAGAACAAAGCAUUUGACGUGCUACUUUACUUACAAUGGGAUUUGAGAAACUAGUAGAUUAAACGAUUUUAAGAUGAAGUUUAUGAUGUUCUACUUUAAUCACAAAAUAAACUACGUGAUUAAAGUGGAAAUUUCGAGAUUAAAGUUGACAUUUCGUGCUUUUUUCCCACUGUGUGCUUUUUUUUUCCUCUGUACCCUAAUAAGCUUUCAUAUGAUGCUCAGACGGUGGGCUAUGACUUGCCUCUUCACGGUGACUUUGAUAUCUGACAACUUCUUUUUUAUUUCAGGCACUGUGCGACUUUGUGAACUUGAGCUUUCAAGUUUUUCCGACACACUACAUCACUCAAUCGACUUCCUUUAGUUGUUUAUACCACUGUUUAAACCAACAAAUAGUAUGUUUUUCUUUGACUCCACUUGGUAUUUGCUGAAAUUCUUCUAUUUUCCCUCAUGCUUUUGCCAUUGUCUUUUCACAGAAUGGUGAGCUUAAGGGCUAUUUAUAUUGAUUUGCAUAUUCAAAGAAGCGUAAUUCUGGGAGGAGUCAGAGUGUGGCAGCAGGCGCGUGCACGUGCGUUACUUUUCACGCUGACUGGGAUUUAUGGACUGAAAUAACGUGGAAGUUGCCGUUCGCACAGAUUUAUGCAUUUGGAUUUUUUUGUGUGUACGAACAUUUCCGCUUUGUGCUUACGCCAUGUUAUAGUGUGAGUUCUAUGCACAGUGUUAUACAUAAGGCCCCAGUACCCUCCACUGGUCACUUGAUGUCCCCAGAAGCGUAGGUCCUCUUUUUCUUUGUACUUUGGGGUCAAAAUGGAUUUUACAGGAUGGGAGGGGAGGCAGCACCUCUGUGAGUGAAUUUGGGGAGGAAAAUGCAGGUCAAGUGUGGCUAUCAGGGUCUCCAUUAUUAUUCAGUUUGGGAUAUUAUUGGUUUUACUUUAAUCAUCUGACACACACUUUACAUGGGCACAAGUGUGUGUGGGCCUUGUAGUGGACUGGCACCCUCUCCACAGUUGGGCCCUGCCUUUUCUAUAACCAUGAAAUAGAAAAGUGGAUAAAAAAGAGAACAGAUGAUACAAAUACCAGUCUGACCAGCAGGAGUCACUGUUGAUUCACAACUACAUGUCCUUCAGGCUGACACACCAACAAAGUGUGGUUAAAAAUAAUGGCAUACAGUAAUCCCUCCUCCAUCGCGGGGGUUGCGUUCCAGAGCCACCCGCAAAAUAAGAAAAUCCGCGAAGUAGAAACCAUAUGUUUAUAUGGUUAUUUUUAGAAUGUCAUGCUUGGGUCACAGAUUUGCGCAGAAACACAGGAGGUUGUAGAGAGACAGGAACGUUAUUCAAACACUGCAAACAAACAUUUGUCUCUUUUUCAAAAGUUUAAACUGUGCUCCAUGACAAGACAGAGAUGACAGUUCUGUCUCACAAUUAAAAGAAUGCAAACAUAUUUUCCUCUUCAAAGGAGUGCCUGUCAGGAGCAGAUCAUGUCACAGAGAUAGAGAAAAGCAAACAAAUCAAUAGGGCUGUUUAACGGCUUUUAAGUAUGCGAAGCACCGCGGUACAAAGCUGUUGAAGGCGGCAGCUCACACCCCCUCUGUCAGGAGCAGACAGAGAGAGAGAGAGAGAGAGAGAGAGACAGAGUUUGUUUUUCAAGCACAAAUCAAUACGUGCCCUUCGAGCUUUUAAGUAUGCAAAGCACCGUGCAGCAUGUCGUUUCAGGAAUCAGCUUUACAAAAGAUAGCAACGUGAAGAUAAUCUUUCAGCAUUUUUAUACGAGAGUCCGUAUCGUCUAAGUGUGCGAACAGCCCCCCUGCUCAAUCCCCCUACAUCAGGAUCAGAGAAAGUCAGCGCAAGAGAAAAGUAAGCUGGGUAGCUUCUCAGCCAUCUGCCAAUAGCAUCCCUUGUAUGAAAUCAACUGGGCAAACCAACUGAGGAAGCAUGUACCAGAAGUAAAAAGACCCAUUGUCCGCAGAAACCCGCGAAGCAGCGAAAAAUCCACGAUAUAUAUUUAAAUAUGCUUACAUAUAAAAUCCGCGAUGGAGUGAAGCCGCGAAAGGCGAAGCGCGAUAUAGCAAGGGAUUACUGUAAUUGUUUAUUACAAAUUACAUAAAACUGACAUAAAAUGUGAGUAAGACUUUGGUUUCUUUUCCCAGCAUUUUUGUCUAAUAUGGCUAUGAGUACAACAGUAAGACUGCUUGUUGUUUUGGCCAAGAACAACUGCAUAAGAAUGGUAAUACCCAUGGAGUUCCUGAAUCACUGGAGUAACUUGUCAAUGAGGUCAAAAAGACUUGGAAAGAAAUAUUAGGCCACAAUACAAGAACCAAGUUUUUGGCAACAUACUGAGAACUUAAGCUCUGUUAAUGAAAUGGAUAACCUACAUAUUGUUAAGGUAAUUAAGCUGCACACUGAUUAAAUAACAACCUUUCAUUCUGUAGAAAACGUUUCACACUCAGGAAACCAUGAAAAUGAAGUCUCCCUCUCUCUCUCUCUAAAUUCUGAUGAGACAGCACUUUUAACCUGCUGAUCAACAGAAUCCAUGACAUUAAGAACAGAACAGUUGCCAAGAGAAUUCCUUAUCCCGUGCUUCUCAUAUAAAAUGGAGAUUGACUUCAGAAGGGAAUCACAGAAUACAAAAUAAAGAAGCCUAGACUGACUGUCAACUCAAGGAUGCUUUCUGGAAGUUUAGACAGAUUGACUGCAGAAAACUAUAAAAAAUACAGCUGACCCUAAAGAUGUUGACUUCUCUGAAGUAGCCGAGGCUUUCAUUAAAAAAACCCACACCCUUACCUUAUGGAGCCUGGGUGUUCCAAUGGAUACUACAGCUGGAAAUAAAGGCUCAAGUAUGAGGGACGUUCAAAAACUUUCCGCAAUUUUUUUAACUCUAUUUAUUAUGAACUUCCAAAACAAAGGACAUCUCUUUUAUUCAUAAUCACCUUCAUUUGCGAUGCAAUUUUCCCAGCGUUGUACCAAAUUUUUAAUGCCCAAUUACUACUUCUCCUACCUUCACUGUUUCCAAUGAAAAUAUAAAAGUGCAGAAACUUUUUGAGUGUCCCUCAUAUAUGAUGACUAACUACUGAACACAGCUUAGAGCAUAUGGGGCUCCAGAAGUUGUAGUUAAUUCACUCAAAGUAAAGGCUGCAGAGGAUGCCAUUCCUACAAAGAAAAUAAAAAUACCAAAGUGAGCUGAGGACAACUAUUAAUCAUGUCUUCCAGCUGGCGAGUCUCCAAAUAAAACAUGAGAAUCCCGACUUUGACAUAAGUGAAAAAAAAUAGAUAAUAGACAUAGACAUACAUUUGUAUAUCGACGAGAAGAAGUGGUGAAUCAGCAGCCCAGGGCAGAGAAGGAUAUGACCUGAUGGCCUGAUGGUUGUUUCAUGUAUAGGAGGUGUGCUUAUCUGCAUAAGUAUUAGAGGGGGAGACGUUUGAACAUUCUUUCUUUGAAUGAAACUCUGAAAUAUUGGUUCAUUAGUUUAUUUCUUUUCACACUUUAAAACACUGACCCUUUAGUAAAGUGCUGCCAUGUUUUCCUUUUCCAUCUUUGCACGUUACCUUAAAUGCUGAGAUUUUGAGGGUCAGCUCCUCUUGAAGUGAAGUUCAUGUCACAGCUAGACUGGCACACCACUGAUCUAACAGAGAUCAUCAAAAGCAAGGCAGGAGUAGUCCGAUUCAAGAAUAGCCAGAUGAUGAAGGAUCUGAAUGGGAUAGGUUUCAUUUGCCUUAUUUAGUGGAUGAAAGUGUGAUCCAGCCAUUGAUUCAUUUUAUUGCUGGUUAUUUCUGUUUGAUUUUAUUUCAUUUUUCAUUCAGGCUGUCUAAAUUAUCAUUUGAAGAGAGUUUAUUUUGAAAUCCCUCAUCAUAUACCCGGGGGAAGACAUUCACCACCUGAUUAAGGGAAAAUAGUUGUUGUCACAAUGUAUUUGAGUUCAGCAAGUAAGUAAAACAGUGACAAAAAAUGACAAAAAAGUCAGACUGAAUAGAGAUUUACUGAUUUUGACUGUGACAAGGCAAAGCAAACACACUUCAGACUGCAAUCUGGAGCACACAUACAGAAUACAUGGUAUGCCAUGAUAAACGAAUGUUGACUGAACAGAAACAUUGUGGUGAACACAACUGGCCAGAUUCAGAUGAAGACAUGGGGAUAUAAACAAGUGUUUAUGGCAAACAGAAUUAUAGAAUACUUUAAUGAUCUCUGCUCUGUGAGACUGGGUUAAGAACAUUGCAAUUUUAAAAUAGGUUGGCCCAAUAUUUAGGCCCCCCAGCUGUCAAAACAAUUUGAAUUGUUCACUUCAGAUUGAAAAAAAAUAUACUCCCUUAUAGGAGAACAUAUUGGCCUAAAUUGCAUAGAUGUUUUAUUUUUAUUGAAAAUAAUUUAACAAAACUCUGACUAAAUUACGUCUUUAGCUAUUUUUCAGUGCUUAUUCACCUUAGGUAAAAUAGGAUAGAAUUUAGUCAUAGGACUGCUUGCCUGGGAAUAAAGCAGCCCAUGAUCAAUGAACAUUAAGUCUGUUGAACUUGCAAUUAAUAAAUGCCACCAGUGGACCACCGCAGAGCCACCAGCUCUAAUAGUGGUCAGCUAGUCACUGGAGGACCGUUGAUAAACCCACUGGAUGAUUACCACUAGUGUCCUAGCAGCCACAAGCCUCUGAUGGGCUCCUAACUACCGAACAGCCAGCCGCCAACAAGUCAAUAGUGGGCCGCUGGCAGAAAACUUUGAAAAUUCGGCUUGCAGCUAAUCAAGUCAAUAUAAUUGACUGCACUCAAGUGAAACCUUACCUGAAAAACAGAGCGAUCCAAGAGCAGCAAAUAUACAAGAGCUAAUAAGCAAAUACAGGAAAGUAUUUAAAGGCUUUGGACACACCCCUGGUCAGUACAAGAUUCAUCUCUAGGAUAAUGUUGUAUACCCCAUUUCCACCCUCACUUUGAGAUGUAUGAAAACUAAAGUUGCCAUAAAGCCACGCACAUUUUCACGGCAGCCUUGUACUCAUGCGUACACAUGUUUCUGCUCGGAUUUGCAAAGUGACGGCACCCAUCGUCAAAGCACUGCUACUGUUUCUGUGUGGUUUCUCAUUCUUUUUUAGAAUAGCAUCCAUGAUGCAGGCUUUAUCAAAUACACCAAAGUUAAUUGCAUAUUAUUUACAAAUUUAAGGUACUUGAUUGGUAUCAUUCUGUAACAAUAUAACGGUACACCCAAUGGCUAAACGAUUCCAACUACUAUACUUGCUUUAGCGUUGUUACUGUUAGUGCACCACUCAGAGUAUUUUAACCCAUUUAUUGUAUUUGUGUGUGGUAUCACAGCUGCACAGGUUGUGUCGAGAGCACAGAGGCUUACAGUUUACAGCAGAGGAUGCAGUUUCUAGUCCUGGAGGAUAUUUAUACCAUGCACUGCCCCAGGAAAGCCAUCAGCAUCUGCAUGGAUUCCACUCAGCCAUGCGCACAGUCUUGUAGUACAGUGUCCAUUUUAGGACAUCCUCCUCCAUCCUUCCUACUACCUUCGACAAAAUAUUCCUCCUCCCUGCGAGGAAUCCCCAGUCACCCCUCCUCUCUCCUCCCUCCUUCCACCACCAUCCGCUCUCAGUUCUCCGCUGUCCGUUUUCCGCCAUCCACCCUCCUAUCUCCGUCAUCCGCCUUCAGCUCUCCAUCAAACCCCACACUCCCCCCGCCCCCUCAUCACAACAUUUUCGUUAAUGAAGUGACGUAAUACUUCAGCUCCACCUUCUUCACAAGUUCAUUCACCAAAUUAUUUGUCAAUUAUAUUUCACAGUAAGAAUUUACAGCACGACUCAAACGUGGGAACGAAAGUAAAUGACGUUAAUUGUUGAGUGUCUUUUAAUACUGUGUAAGCAUACAUAUUAACACAUGUGCAAUUAAACGUGUGCAUUUACGGUGUGAUUUUUCAGGCUUAAAAGCUCGCCUUUUAUUAAAAAGGUAAAUGCAAACUUUUUUCAUUCUGAAGGGCACAAACCACGCAAAAAUGUCGGUACACCAGAUAAAUAAGCGCAACGUUUUAUCAGUUGUAUUGUAUGCUUACAAUACAUAUAGAAAUGUGUUAAUCGUUAACUAAUAGUAUGGGAUGGUGUUUUUCAACUCAGCUACAGAUGUAGAUGGAAACCAGAACUGCUUUGAAAAAUACAAACGCCUUAGGAACGAUCUGGAAUAAGGUAGCACAGUGCCUUGAUUUAAACGAUUCCAUGUCUUGGUGGGUUUGCGUUGCUUGUUGUCAAUAUCUUUACACCUGUUUUUAAGGCUUAUUGACUGAAAGGGGCUUUCGUGAAAAAAGUUAGGGCUUUGCUACAGGAUACACCCUCCACAAGUUAAGGAAGUAAAAAUAAAGGUAUAUAUUUCUGU
Messenger RNA from Erpetoichthys calabaricus (reedfish), 9550 nucleotides. Its product is annotated as tripartite motif-containing protein 16-like. The record is from RefSeq and is a predicted model, not a curated record. Gene Ontology annotation, molecular function: protein binding; zinc ion binding. NCBI's taxonomy places the organism in Eukaryota, Metazoa, Chordata, Cladistia, Polypteriformes, Polypteridae. The coding region runs from base 67 to 1749 and encodes 560 amino acids. The transcript is spliced from 7 exons.